Fusarium verticillioides 7600 is the source of this 243-nucleotide messenger RNA. RefSeq lists its product as hypothetical. Lineage: Eukaryota; Fungi; Ascomycota; Sordariomycetes; Hypocreales; Nectriaceae. The record is from RefSeq and is a predicted model, not a curated record. The transcript has a single exon. The coding region runs from base 1 to 243 and encodes 80 amino acids.
AUGUCUUCCACCACGGAUCCUACCGUUGAAGUAACUGAGACCAGCACUACCGCCGAAACCAGCGAGACCGAGACUGAGACUGCUAGUACGCUGCCAACCAGCACCACAGCUGCAUCAGUGGGCGCUACCACUACUGGAGAGGGAACAACAACUGCCGAGGAGACUAGCAUUACCGCUAAUGGGAUAACCACAGCAGCGGUAGAGACUACAGCUACGACCGAGGCUGAAACUACUAGCAAGUAG